This is a messenger RNA of Caenorhabditis auriculariae, 11448 nucleotides long. Lineage: Eukaryota; Metazoa; Nematoda; Chromadorea; Rhabditida; Rhabditidae. The record is from the annotation of a GenBank genome assembly.
AUGGAUAAGGCACCAGACUUCGGAUCUGGGGAUUGUAGGUUCGAGUCCUGCCGUGGUCGAAAAUCUUUUGCAUUUUUUGUUCGACGGGUUUUUUGCAUUGAUGACACCGAUUUAUGAGUUUUCAAGUGUUUUUAAAUAAAACUUGACCUAAUUUUUUCAAAUCCUACAUUUUUGAAAAAAAAAAAUACAUCAGAGAAAAAUUUUGUUGAGCCGCAUAUUUGUAUUCAACACUGGGAAAAAUUCCCUUGAAGUUUUUUCUUUUCACAGUAUUCAAAGUAUAUCGUUUUGAAGCUUUUCUGCACGCCUUUUAGAACAUAUAAUUCAGAAUUGUGAUAAUGUUCCUUUAAAAAUACUUCUAAAAAAAUAGUUUUCUAGAGAUUCAGUCACUUCGUUUUGAUUUAUUUUCUUUCUUAGAUUGUUUUUUUCUCAUUUUUUUUAAUACUUAUGAUUAUCUUUUUAACAAUUUUAAAUUGCUCACUUUAAAAAAAAAAGAAAAAAUGUUCCUGAAACGUGCUGCUACACCCCUUUUGCAAAGCGCACGCGACAUUUGUGCAAUCUCGUCAUGGUCUGUCUUCGUAAAUCGCACCGUUUUUUUCAUUGCUAUUUUGACGUGUUUAUUUCAAACAAGUUCUCCAUCAUAUAAACUCAACUUAACACUUUAUUAAAGGCCUGUGAUGUAGCGUUCAGUGGAUUUUAGGUUCCUUCUUAGUCGUUAUUGAAAAUUUCUUGAAUUUCGGUGUUUUUAUCGCUUUUUCUCUCUUAGUUUAUUUCUCAAACGGAUAGCCUUUAUUUUCAAGGUUUCCGAGCAAUGAGCAAUAUCCAGCACGUGUUUAUUGUCAGCCGCGCUGGAAGUUUGAUUUACGAUUGGGAAUCGAAAUCGGAUCCGGUUAGUUUAUAAAUAUCUUUUUUUGAAAUUUAUAUUUCAUAGUCGAUUACCUCUAUUACGAAAACUAAACAGUGAAUGAUUGAUUGAUAUUACAGAUAGAAGUAGAGCGAACCUACGACUACCCAAUCGACGUGAUCCUGGAAGAAGUUGAUCAAAAAAAGCGGUCGUUGUUUUCGGCGAAAAAGAUGGGGUUAAAUUGAGGUUUUGAUUUGAUUUUAUAACCUUUAAAAUUGGUCGUUUUUACAGGUAUUAUGUGAAAAUGAUCAACGAGUAUCCAGUGACGGGGACGCGAUUUUCGAUCGAAGAGGAAAUGCACACGGUUUUUGACUAUAUUCAGAAGCCUGAGAAUUUUCCGGUUGGUUUUUUUUUGAAAUUCAGAGUUUAUAUAGUUUUUUUUUGUUAAGGUGACAUUGAGGUUUGUGGCGCCGACGAUUUCGACAAACGAAAAAAUUAUUUUGUCCUCAAUGUUUCAUUCUUUAUUCACUAUUGCUGUACAGCUGAGCCCGGCCCCGAAAAGUUCCGGAAUCGAGGUUUUUUUUUUGGAUUUUUUACAGUGUUCUAGAACAGGCAGGUGAAAAGUACACAGAUGAAUAAAAAAUGAAAACGCAAGUUUUUUUCCAACGCAAGGCGGUGCGGCGCGUGUCGAAAUUUCGUUCGCUUCAAAUUGAAAUUUUCCCUUUUUUUCAGUUUUUUUCUCAGAUUUUUUUCGUGUCGUUUCACUUUUUUUUAAGUGUUAUAUAAUCUUCUUUGCUUUGCUUUGAAGGAACUUGAGUUUUUGAAUUUUGGCCGAGAUUGUUCCAAAAAAAUUCGACGAAAUUGACAUUUUGAAAAAAAUAAUUUUUUUCCAGAAAUUUAUGACUUUCCCUGUUCCAAAAACAUUCACAAUAAGUUUCAUGUGAGAAAGUCCGAUAUUUUGUUUUUUUCUAAAAACUUUUUUUAGACUUUUUCCCAAGAAACGACAUUUUUUUGAGAAAAAAACUGUCUUAUAAAGGCUAUUUUCUGUAUUUUUUUUCAUUAUAAUAGUUUCAUUGUGAGUUAAAAAUACAUCCAAGCUCUCCUGAAAAUUGACAAAAAUCAUUGAAAUUUUUUCCAUCCAGUAAAUCAAAAACAGUCGGCUCUCAUUACCGCGCCCCGAUUGCAAUAAUACCGCGCCUCCAUUGCAUUAAGCCACACCGCCUGUUCAUGAACUCCGGAUUUCAUGUUUUUUUAGUGUUAAAUUUAGUGUACAGUAUAAAUUUUAUUUUUUUAAUUGUGAUUUUUUUGAAUUUUUCCAGCUCCUCGAAACGACGAAUUUCAAGCUGUACUGCCUACAAACCAGAACUGGUUGGUUUGAAUUUUCUGGAAGUUUUUAGGAUUAGAUAGAGUUUUCCGUCGUUUUUACAGGGGUUUUACGCUUUUUUUUCUUUUGGUUUUCAAAAAAAAUUUUAAAGGAAGUUAUAUUUUACAAUAAAAAUAAAAUGAAAAAUUGAGUUCUAGGGGUGAAAUUUGUCGUGGUGACGUCAUCGAACGCCGUUUUGUCCGCAGACACGCUCCUCUCGAAAAAUGUACGAAUUGUAUGCGGAUUUCGCCUUGAAGAACCCUUUCUACUCGAUCGAUAUGCCCAUAAGGUUGGAUUUGGAUUUGGCUUUUUUCUGAGGGUUCAAAAAAAAAGGAAUUGACAGGUUUUUUUAGAAGGGUUUUGGGUUUUUUGAAGGUUUUGAGGAGAAAAAAAAAUGAAAUUGGAAGAUUUUUGUUUGGUGAAUUAUGACCGAUUUAAAAUUUUUUUACAUAAAAGAGGAAACGAAAAAAAUUCGACGAAAGAAUUUUUUUCAAGGGUUUAGAAAACUGUAAAGUGAAAAAGAAAUCUCUUCAAAUUUUCAGAGAAAUCCUGAAUUUUGGGUCUUUUUUUCGAAGAAUUAUUUUUUUAACGAAGAUUUUUGAUAGUAAAAAAAGAAUUCCAAGAAUGAUCUGAUAACAAAUUUUUUUGAGUUCCUGUAGUUUUUUUCUCCAUUUAUUAUCAUGUUUUUUUUAUCCUAUUGAUUUAAAUCUGAAUUUUUGAAGAAAAAAAUCGAAAAAAACGUUUUGAUUUUUUUCUAUAUCGUUUCCUUUUCUAUUAGCAAUUUUUUUAAAAAACCUGACGUAACAAAAAAUUUUUUUUGAUAGCAAAGCUUCUUUUUUUGGAAUUUUCUCUUGGAAAAAUGUAUGCGAUUUUUUUAAUUUUAGGGAUUGAUAAUUUUUACAGGGAGGUUUUUUUAAACUUAAAAAGGCUGUUUUUCUGAAAAAAAUCGAAUUUUCUCCAGAAAUUCAUAGAAUCUUGAAAAAGGUUGAUUUUUUUCUAAAAAAAUGUCGAUUUUUGCUUUAAAUAUAUGAAACCUCAAAAAAAGGUUGUGGAAAGUUCAAUUUUAUCUUGAAAAAAAUCUGGAAUUUUUGUAGCGAAUUCGAAUUUUUUUUGCAGAUCCCAAAAGAUUCGAAGACGGCCUCCGAUCAUUAUUGGAACGAGCGGAAAAGAGCAACGGCGCCGUCAUUUUCUAACUUUACUGUAUCAAAUAUUAUAUUUUUUUGAAUUUUUUUCUUUUUUUGCGAUAUUAUCAAUAUUAAAUGAUAUUUUCAUAACGGGUAAAGUUAGGGUUUUCCGGAGAAAAAAAUUAGAAUUUAUUGCAUGAAUUCGUUAUCAUUGUGUAAAGUUUGCUCUACGGAUAAACUUUUCUGAAAAAAUUUUUUUUAGAUUUCUAAGUGCGCUCCAAUGAGAAUUUGGGCUUGAUAAACAAUAGUAAUUAAUUUGAAGUUAUUUAUUGUUAGAAAUAUGAAAAAAAUAAGGAAAAAUCUAUCAGAUUUAUUGCAUGAAACCCUUAUCAUUAUAGGAAAUUCGCUCUUUGGAUAAAAUUUUAUGUUAACCUGAGGCUGUUUUUAGAUUUUUAAGUAUGCUCCAAUGAGAAUUUUAGAGUUAAUUGUGGCUAUUUUUAUUGUUGAAAAUAUGCUCUAAUGAUAAUUUUUUGUUAGAUAUUGAAUUGUGUUGCAUGAUACGGUGAAUUCAUAGAGGAUAAAUAUGAACUGCUUGAAAUUUUCUAUAAAAACUUCUUUAUGAAUGAAAAUUGACUAUUGCACGUCUCAUUUGAAAGAAAGAAAAUGGAAGGACGAAAAAAAAUUUUCAAAAAAAAAUUUCAAACGUUGCGUGUUCCCUCCGUAAAAAAGAUCCCAUUGCCAGUCUUCGACUUCAAGAAGCUUGGAAGAUGCCUGAAAAGCAAGAAAAGUCGGGCGGCGAGCUGAACAAGAAGUCGUCGAACGAGGUUUUGUCCAUUGAUUCCAUAUAAUACGAACAUUUGAUACUUCAAAUCAAACCUAAUUUCAUCAAAAUUAUCAAAUUUGAGUCAUAGAAACGGUAAUAGAGUGAUAGCUACAUGAAAAACAACGGAAAUUUCAAAAAUCUUUUUUUCUUGAGUUUCUAGGAACUCGGGUUAAGUCGGAAAAUAGUAAAUUACGGCCACUAAAAAGAAAAAAAAGGCCGCAAAAAGGCAGCAAAAAGGUCGCAAAAAGGCUGAAAAAAGGUUGAAAAAAGGCCGCAAAAAGGCAGCAAAAAGGCAGCAAAAAUGCCGCAAAAAGGCUGCAAAAAGGCUGCAAAAAGACAGCAAAAAGGCUGAAAAAAGGCCGCAAAAAGGCCUCAAAAAGGAUGCAAAAAGGCUGCAAAAAGGCUGCAAAAAGGCUGCAAAAAGACCGCAAAAAGGGUCCCUUUAUCGACCCUUGCAUUUUUUUCUGAGAUUUUUAAGGCUUAAGAAAUGGUGGAAAAAGGGAGAGGCAGCAAAAAGGGUGCAUAACAGCCGACAUAAUGGCGCAAAAAGGCAGGAAAAUAGGAGCCUUUUUUCACUCUUCCACAAUUUUUCUAUGAAUAUUCUGCACGUUUUGACCCAGGUUAAAGCUUUAAAUUGAAACAGAGUUGUUGCAUUUGAAGAAAAGACAAAAUUUAGCCGCAAAACCUUGAAAAAAAAAAUUCAAAACAGACAGAUUUUGCGAGAAUUUCCAAUCUAAAUAAGGCUGGUUUUUAAAGAAAAUCAAAUAUAUUUUAAAUUUGAUAUCACUUUUUGGAAUUUAAAGAUGGUUUUUUUAGAACAAUUUUUCUCACUUAUAUUUUUUUUCAGGGCAUCGAAAAAAACCGAAACCAGUCCUAAAAAAACGCCUUCGAAAGGUUCCCAGGAGGCUAAAAAUAGCUGAAUCCAAGGUAUUUUUCUAAAAAUUUGAUAGCGAAUAUGUCACUUGAAAAAAUUGAAAAAAGCCUACAGUAUACAGAGCUUUUUUGCACUCUUCGCUUCGAGACCUGUAUUUUAUGUUAUACGGCAAUUUAGCCAAUGGUUUAUGGUAUUCUGGGUUUUACGGUAUACGGUAUUUCAGCCAAUAAAAAACGGGACAAGCUAUAUAUUAUCAAUUUUGGUUGAUUUCAAUAAAAAAAGUUUUUCAGAUUCUGAAAAGUCCCGAAAAGAUUAUCAAGUCGGAAGUUCAUGACGCGCUGAACAAGAAGAAACCAAGCAGAGGUGAAUAACCACUCAGGAACUCCAGAGUGGUCCCUAUAGGGGUGACCAGAGGGGCCAUUGAAGGACCCUCUUUAAAGGCAUAGGGGCAGUAAAAAACGGUGUUUCAGUUCAAAGCAGUAUUUUGUAGAGCUUUCCAUUGCAAAUUGAACGGUGAACUUGGAAACGUACAGCAAUUCCUAGUUUUGGAGAAAAAAUAAUUCAAAGUCGGAGAAAAGAAAGCUUGAGUUCCCGCGAAAAGAAACGCCUUGCAGUAAAGUUGCUCUAUGGACAACAGGGUUCGCCAUCUUCCGGAUUUUCGCUUUUUUCUUCGUUUCUUUUAAUUUUCAAUUUUUUCUGUUGUCACCAGAGUUUUUUUCGUCACCAAAGCCUUCGAUUCAUGCAUAAUUUGCAAACUUUGAUCGCAAAAAAGCUUUUCUGGUGAAAAAUGAUGAUUUUACACAGGUUUCGAUUGGGAUAGCGAUUAUUUGUGUUUUCUUUAUUAUCACUGUGUUUUUCGGUUUUCUUAAUCAAUUUUUCAGAGAAGAAAUCCUUAAUUUGAAGCAGAUAGCCGGUUAUUUCAUACAAAAUGCGAGUCUAAUAAGACGUCCGCAACAUCGCGUGCACAGCUACUGUAAACAUUUGUCCGCAUCCCGAUCCAAAGCUUUUUUCAAAAUUAAAGGCGGGAAAGUGAAAUCGCGUUUUUCUUCUAAAGUUUUCACAUCUGUAAUUUUUUCGAGUACACCAUUCGAUUCGCAAAGAAAAACUAUAUAAGAUACUUCUUUCACCUAAAACCUCAUUUUUUACUGCCCCUAUGCCUUUAAGGACCAGUUCACCUUCCUCUAUGGAAUCCACUAAAGCUUGCAAAAGUGGCCACUCAAGGGGUCAUGUUAGUCGAUUAUUGUUAUAAAUUCUAUGGGAAGGAGCAUUUCCAGGCGAAAAACUACUUAAAAAAAUAUUAGAAGAACCCUACAGGGAUCCCUUGAGCCUUAGGGGCCAGAACAAUAGUACCACCAAAUGUUAACCCUACAGUGGGUACUUGUUUGUUCCCUAUUAGGUCCGCUUUUUCCAUCAACCCCUAGAGUGACCACUCUGAUGUUUUUUAGCAUUUUAUGUUUUUUUUUUUGGAUUUCUUUCUGAAAUCGCCAUGGACUUGUUUUUAUGGGGUAAAUUUUAAAUUUCAUCCAAAAAAAUUAUUUUUUUCGAUUUUAAGUCUUUUUUUAUAAUGAAGCUGGUUUUUUAAACCUUUUAAAGCUUUUACUAGUAACAAAAAUGUUUUUUUUUUCUACAGUAAGCGUGAAUACGGGCGCAACAGCGGGAACUGCAAAUACCUCCGUUGCAAAAUCGGAUACCGACAAGUUACCCCCCGAGAAAAAAUCCAAGGCUUCGAGUCGAGGUUUUUUUCUUCAAAAGUUCUCUUUUUUCAAACUUUGGACAAAAAAGCGUAAUUCCAAAAAAUUUCAGAUCCGCCAGCUGUCAAUCCGAAGAUUGGCGCCGCCGUGAUGCUCCACAAACCCAACGAGUACGUUUGAAAGAACAGCAAAAAAGUCUCGCUCCCGGGUGGGCUCGAACCACCAACCUUUCGGUUAACAGCCGAACGCGCUGCCUAUUGCGCCACGGAAGCAGCCGCUUGCCGCCGUGUCCAUUUGCCAUGAAGUCCCUGUUGCAGGCUGGCCGAAUUGAAGGAGCUCGGCAUCGAUGAGAAACUUUUCGAGGCUUGUCUCGUCUGCGAGGAUUAUGAGGUUUCGAAAUGUUGAAAUACAAAAAAACCAGUAAAAUAUGAGUUUUGAGCUAAAAAUGCAAUAAUGUAAGGCUUCUUUCCUGUACAUGAAAUUGCGAACAAAAAAGUUGUAUUUUUUGAGAAAAAAACUAAAUUUUUUGCUUAGUGAUGUGUUUCAUAUUACGCUCUAUGCUCUGCGGAAGCGUCCAUGAUAAAAUUUUUUAUGAAAAACGAACAAUUUGAAUCGGAAAAAAAGGAAAAAAGUUUUAUCCAUGGAGCAACUUUGUUGCGAAGAGCACUUUUGGCAAGAAUUUGAGAUUUUCUUUGUUUCUACCUUUAAAAUUUUUCUCAAUGAACUUUUUAACAAUUUCGAGCGGACCUGUUGGAAAAAAGAAGUAGAUUAUUUUGAUAUUCGAAAUUCAAAUUCAAAUUUCCAUUUUAACUAUGAUCGAAAAAAUUUAGAUUGCUCUUCGGCAAGUUUACAACAUCCUUCUGAACCUCAUGCAACGAGGAAAUGGAACUCAUCGAAAUCCCAUUUUAACUGCCGAUGUUUCGAAAUUCGCCUUUCGGGACACAUUUUUAUCCAUUUUCAGCCAAAUAUCGUCAGUCCGAAGCAUAUGGCAGGCCCCGAGGUUCUCUACAAAUCCGUUUCCAGCGGAAAAGAGUUUUGGGAGAUUUGCAAGGUUUCUUUGGAAUUUUUUACGAACCUUUUGGAAAAUCAGUAGCCACUUAAGAGGUUGCUCGAGGAAUAUUUGGAAGGGGCACUGUAGUGGCCUCUAAAAUCACCUCUUUAGAAGCUACUAUUUUGCUUCUUAGUGGCUACUAUAGCAGUUUCAGUGGUCUAGCAGUGCCCCUCGGACUUCUAAAGAGGCCCCUAAGUUUUAGUCACUUAAGUGGCCACUAAUUCGACCACUAUAGUGGCCACUAAAGCCUGAAAACCCUAAAGUGUCCACUUUUUUUGUUUUUUUCAAAGCCUUUUUUUGUAUUUUUUUAUAAUAUUAAGGAACUCCAACCAGCUCUGAAAAACUCGCUGAAAGCGAAUUCUACACAUUUGGCGGCCGCUGAACGUCACAUGCAGGAAGUCGGCCCAAAGGCGCUUCGACACUUGAGAAAAUUCAUCUUUGACCAGUUCCCCAAGGUUCGGAGUCUUAGAAGUUGUCAUAUUGGAAAGCUAAAAAAUCAUUUAAGUCCUGUAGAAUUGAAAUUUUUUCCAUUUUCUUAAAAAUUCUACCAAUUUUAGUCUUCGGAAGUAGAAAAUAUUACAUGAACUUAGGAACUUAGGUGUUUAUUAAACUUGAUUGACUAUACCUCUGUUAACUUUUUUAUUUAUUCAAAAAAACGCUAAAUUAUUAAUUUUUUCGCAUGGAAAUGCUUCUUCUCAUAGAGUUACAAUGCUCCCCUAGAGUGGCCACUUUUGCAAGCUUUAUUACCAUUAUAGGAGGAAGUAAGGAGCUUCCUUAAGGUGACCCUACAAGAGCUUUUAAAAUUGCCUCUCGAAUGUUUUUGGAAAAAAACUGGAAAAAGUGACCAAAAAGGUUGCUAAAAAAACCCGAAGAAACCUCUUCGAGCAACUGCGCUCCACGGAUAAAUAGGUUGAAGUUUUAUCUAAAUUAUUUAAAAAUUCCAGUUUCAACUUUGUUUUCUCUUUUUUUAACAGUUUUAUUAAAUUAAUUUCAAGUUUUUUUCUAAUUUUUUUCAGGGUAACCAAAAAUCUUUUUCGAUUUUUUUCUUUUUCCCUGAAAAAUUUCGAAAAACUUAUACUUCCGUCAUUCAAACUCCUUCCAUUUGCCUGAAUUCUUCAAAUAUUUGCCCACUUUUUAUUUGAUAUGGAGAGUAAUUGUUGUUUGGUGCAGAUUUUUUUAAUGAGAAAAAUGUUAGUCAAUGAUUUUUUUGGUGCUCAUUUUGUCAUAUGAUUCGUUUUUUUGAAAAAGUUUUUUUGGAGGGUAAAAAAAUUAAUAAUAAUGGGUUUUUGAUAUUAUUAGAGAAGAAGAAGCCGUGCGAUGGACAUUUUGAGCAUUUUUUUGGGGGGUUUAAGCAAUAUUUUAUGAGGAGUUUAACUUGAAUUUCAAUCAAUAAUUCAUUUUUUUGAAGAAGUGGAUUUUUUUCUUCAAAAAGUCAACCCCAAAAAAAUUAUUUUUUUACGGAAUUCGGGAAAGAAAAAAAUAGGGUUUUUCGUAAAAAUUUGGUCGGAAAAAUGCUUAAUUUGACACACUUGACACACUUUGAUUAAAAAAAUUUUUUUAUAUUUUUUUAGUACGCGGAAGCCAAAAGACGCUUGCUUCUUCCGGAAAUAAUGCGGAAGAAGGCAAAAAUGGCUUCCAAAUCCGGAAAGCUCUGUUCCAGGACGACGGCGAUAAGAAGCGCAAGGAGAGCCUUCAUUUUGUUCGUACAAUUUUCAUUUGUUUAUGAAAAAAGAAUACUGGGAAGAUUUUCUAGUGGUUACUUUAGGGUUGUGACGUUCUAGUGGCCACUAUAGUAGUCGAAUUAGUGACCACUUAAGUGACCAAAAAUCAGUCUGCUCUUUAGAAGUCGGAUUGGUACUACUAGACCACUAAAACUACUAUAGUGGCCACUUAGACGCAAAAUGAAUAGUGGGUUCUCUAGAAGUGGUUCUAGUGGACACUUUAGAGCCCUUGAUGAACCACUUAAAGGACCACUAGAUCAUACUUUUGAGAACCUUUAAUUCAUUCGGAACCUUUUUUUGAAGACUCUAGAAGCCCAGAAAUCUAGAAAAAUAUAGAAAAAACCCAAGAAUUUUCGCCUCGAAACCUCCUUAAUGCUUCUUUAAACACUACAAAGACAUUUAUUCAGAUCCAAAGCUUUAUCACGAAAAAGUUGCCCGAAUGGAAGAAGCAGCACAUUUUGGAGAUUGAGAACGCGAUCAUGGAAAUUGCGGUAAGAUUUUGGAAUGGGUCAGAAAAAGGGUGAGAGAUCACUGGUGGAGUGGAGGGUGUAGAGAAACGAGAGAGAUCUUUUUCUCUAGCGUCUCUUCAGACCAACGGUGAUCUCUUCCUUUUUUUUCUAUUCAUGUCUGGAAAAAAGACUCGACAAUGUCUGCGUCUCCACCGAUCAAACGCUAUUUUUCAAAUCGUUGCAAGACCCUUUUUUUGAUCGACGCUAGUAGUUCAUUCAAAGGCUGUCACCGAUUUCGCAUUUUUCUAGGCGCGCCAUCGCGAUUCUCCCGCGGUUCUCACGCACUCAAAAGUUUAUUUAAAACUAGCAAAAAUGCGAUAUCGCGCCAAGGAAAAUGCAACACCGGCGCGGCUACAUAGAAUUACUUUCGCGAUAUCGCGUUUCUCUCGCAAUUUCACUCACUGAAAAACUUUUGGAAUUAGCAAAAACGCGAGACCGGCGCGGCUAGAUAGCAGUACUUUUGCGAUAUCGCGCCAAAGAAAAUGCAACACCGGCGCUACUACAUAGCAGUACUCUCGCGAUAUGGCGUUUCUCUCGCGAUUCUCACGUACUCAAAGAUGUUUUGAAAUUAGCAAAAGUGCGAUAUCGCGCCAAGAAAAACGCGAGAACUGCGCGGCUACAUAGCAGUAAUUUCGCGAUAUCUUCAAUGUACCGCCAGCGAUAUCGCUUUUGUCCCGCAGUUCUACUUUCUACAAACGGAAAAUUUUCAGACCUACCACAAACAUAGCGAGGUCCUCUGGCAGAACAUUGCCGACCGGAAAGAGCCAACGGGUCCGUUUGUUCCGGAACAACCGGAAUAUCUCGUUUAUCGAACACCCUAAUCAUCUUGAAACAUAAAAAAAGGGAUAGGUUCGUUUUUCUCAGUAGAGCAACUUUGUAGUAGUAGAAUUUAACAAAAAGUAUAUGAUUUAUUGAAAUUUGAUUUCUCAGCUUCGAAACCAACCUAACUUGAAAAUUUGUUCAUUUUUGCAUUCUCAUACAUUCUUAGGAACGCCAGAGUGGCCACUAUAGGGGUUAGGAGAAAAAACAGCCCCUACAGGGAACAAGGAAGUGUUCCCUAGAGGGGUGAAGUUUAGGUGGUCAGAAGUGAACCCAACAAACGACUAGCUUGCUCCCUAUAGGGACCACUUUUGCAAGAAUAAGUGGUCCCUAGAGUGGAUCCUUCAAGGGCUCUUAAGAUUGCCCCUAUAGGGACCAUUCUGGCGAUCCCAAGUUUUCCAGCCUUAAAAAAAACGUCUGAUUUCUCUGCGCUCUCUUCUAUCUCGACAGCACUCUUUUUUUUUCUCUGGCCUCUCCGACGAGGGAAGAGAGAGCGCAGACAGGUCAGACUGUUUUAAUAGAAGCAUUGUCAAAAAUAGCCGCAAAAAUAAAACUUUUGAGAAUGACCGAAAAAUGUUUGCAUUUUAAAAACGUCCGCAUAUUUUUUUACAGACACACAAGACGUCAUUUAA